GACCUAUCGACUGGUGUAUUUUAAUGAUAGGGCCAAAAAAGCGUCCUCGACAUUUUCGCCCACUGUAAAAACGCACUCACAACGAUGAACACCUCGGACCUGAAGUUACCAGAAGACCUGGAAGAUGUGACUCUGUCGGACGUCGCGGAGCUCUUGGGCGUUCUGGAUAAUGAUGCAAGCCAUGAUCUUCAAAUCGGCCUGAAGGAAGUCAAACCCGAUGAGUCGAAUGCCACAGCAAAAUCCCGUCCGAGACCGAAAAAGGCAUCAAAUCAACCGUCCAGAAAACGAAAGAACAAGCCAGGCUACUCGACUCAACGACUACGUCGGAGAAAGGCAGAGGCAAUUGAACUAAGCAGACAAAUCCCUAUCCUAGAGGAGUGACUGGCACGAGUGAAACACCCUCGUACCGUCGACGGCGAGCGAGGAAUUUCGCCACAACAGCGGAAACAGAGUAGCAAUCAAUGGGCGUCACUGCACUGGAAGAGUUUCGCAAGCGUCGUAUGGCUGAGACCAUCAACAGAAAACUCAAGGCCGUCCUGGCGCAUCAAGUUAAGCUCAACAGGGCCUUGUUAGGGGUCAUCCAAGAUGAAUCUGCGCUUAGUCAGGAGAAGAAAUUCGUGUUUGAAAGCCCACCAACAGCUCGAACAGCACUCUCAAGUCUUGAUAAUAGUCACGCACUAGUCGAACAACUCGCCCAAGCUGUACCACAUCUGUACUCGCUGUCCGAGACUUUGUUUUCCCAUAAGAACGUGCCGUCUUUCGGUUGCAGUAUGCAGCCCGGCAUUGACGUGUUUGGCGGUAGAAUCAUCGAACUCGUCGCGAGGGUUCCAGUUGAGAACUCGCUCAAGCAGGUUAGCGACGUCAUGUGGCAGGACCUCAACGGCCCCUGCAAUAUGCCAGACAAGUCGUACCGCUACAUGAAUGAACGAGGACCUGAUGCCGUGGCCAAGAGCUUCGACUUAACUGUUCGAUGCCCCAGUCGCACAACGGCAACCCACGGUCUCCAAUACUUGCAAUGGUUCGAGGAGGAAGAGCAAAUCGUUCAUAUUCGGCUAUCCAAGCUGCUGCUUCCGACUGAAGGACUGCAAUUGUGCAGUCACGCUUGGUCCGUCAUCUCGAAAACUACAACUGAAAAGUGCGAAGUGAAAUUUUACUUGCAACUCUUUGUCGAGCGACAGGAAGGGUUUUCGGCGGUGGAAAACGAUAUCAAGUUCAUUCAGGAAGAUGUGCUGGACACGUGGGCGAUGAAGUUGCGCUCGCAUUGGCAGUGGCAGCAAGAGUUGGUGACAGUGAACACUACACGGUAAAAAACAAAUGAGUUAGGGAAGACACUUCCCAGUGCCCAAAUUCCUACUGACAAAUACACGUACAUUAGUUCUCAA
Molecule: messenger RNA, 1382 nt
Organism: Phytophthora nicotianae INRA-310
Lineage: Eukaryota; Oomycota; Peronosporomycetes; Peronosporales; Peronosporaceae
Exons: 3
Coding region: 462-1307 (281 amino acids)
Source: RefSeq, a predicted model, not a curated record